Messenger RNA from Sebastes umbrosus (honeycomb rockfish), 4102 nucleotides. RefSeq names its product transmembrane protein 151Ba (gene tmem151ba). Lineage: Eukaryota; Metazoa; Chordata; Actinopteri; Perciformes; Sebastidae. The coding region runs from base 522 to 2084 and encodes 520 amino acids. The record is from RefSeq and is a predicted model, not a curated record. The transcript is spliced from 2 exons.
CAUGCAGGGAAGGUCAUGUAGCUAAUGGGAUGCAUGAAGGGGGUGGGCUCCUCUCUGCAGCACCGCCUCUGUGUUGUGAUUUACUUCAACGGGGAUGUGCAUGUGUGUGUGUGUGCGUGUGUUAUUUACAUUGUGGUGUCACACGUGCCUCUGCCUGUCGUCUUUGUCUCCUGCUUCACAGCUUCUCUGGCUGCCAUGGGCACAGCCAGCAGGGAGAGGAGAGGAGCUGACUGAAGCCUGGACCAUUUUCACUUUAACAUCGCAUCCCUGCAGCAGUAGCAGCAGUCUCCAUCAUCAGCAUCUUAUAGUCGGUGCAUCGCAGGAGGAGGCUUAGACUAUUUGUUUUUUUGCACGUCUGCCCACCUGGAAGAAGAAGAAGAUGCUGGGAUGAUGCUGGGAUGAUGCAUGUUUUGUGCGUUUCGUUUGGAUGAUGUGCAGAGGGGUUCUCGCUUUCUUUAUGUUUCACCCUGAUUUGGAAAACCCCCAUCCCAUCAGGAGAUCCAUGACCCGGUUUUCUCAUCAUGUCCCCAGCAUCGGCUGCAUCGGCUGCACCGGCUGCACCGGCCAGUGAGAGCAGCACCACCACCACCUCCACCACCACCACGGUGCAGGAAGAGGAGCCGGACAGCCCCAGGGAGGAGCAGCGGCCCCAGAAACAGUCCCUGACUAAAUCCUUGUGUCAGGAAACUCACUGGAAAUGCCUGCUGCUGUCCCUUCUGAUGUACGGCUGCGUCGGGGUGAUGGCCUGGUGCCAGGUGACCAAGGUCACGCGUCUCUCCUUCGACAGCGCUUACAAGGGAAAGUCCAUGAUGUACCACGACAGCCCCUGCUCCAACGGCUACAUCUACAUCCCCCUGGCCUUCCUGGUCAUGCUCUACGUGGUCUACCUGGUGGAGUGCUGGCACUGCUACACCAGGAACGAGCUGCAGUACAAGGUGGACGUGGAAAGCGUGGCGGAGCGCAUCCAGCGAAUGCAGCAGGCCACGCCCUGCAUCUGGUGGAAGGCCAUUAGCUACCAUUAUAUCAGGAGGACGCGGCAGGUGACGCGCUACCGUAAUGGAGAUGCCUACACCACCACGCAGGUCUACCACGAGCGAGUCAACACCCACGUGGCCGAGGCGGAGUUUGAUUACGUGAACUGCGGUGUUAAGGACAUCGCGAAGCAACUGCUGGGCAUGGAGGACUUCCCCAUCACCAGGCUGAGGUUCACUAAGUGCUUUAGCUUUGCCAAUGUGGAGUCCGAGAACUCCUACCUGACCCAGCGGGCCAGGUUCUUCACAGAGAACGAGGGCCUAGAUGACUACAUGGAGGCCCGCGAGGGGAUGCACCUGAAGAAUGUAGACUUUAAGGAGUAUAUGAUUGCCUUUUCUGACCCUAAUCACCUUCCCUGGUAUGCAGCCAACUCCACUUUCUGGGUGGCAGCUGCUUUCACCGUCUCCUGGCCUCUGCGGGUGCUAACGGAGUACCGCACUGCCUGUGUACACUACCACAUCGAGAAGCUGUUUGGCUUUGACUACGUGCCAGUAACGCCGUCUGAGGAGCGGCCGCAUUGCAGACACAUCCCACGAGUCAACACGAUCGACAGCACAGAGCUGGAGUGGCACAUCCGCUCCAACCAGCAGCUGGUGCCCAGCUACUCCGAGGCAGUCCUCAUGGAUCUGGCUCAGCUCUCCGGGACUUCCAACAACUACUCCGUGUGCGGAGGCUUCGGCAGCUACAGGCAGAACUGCGAACGCUGCAACCGCGCCAUCAGCAGCUCCUCCAUCUUCUCUCGCAGCGCCCUCAGCAUCUGCAACACGGGGAGUCCCCGCAUCCCCUUCAGCGCCAGCCGCUUCUCGCUGAGUCGGCUGUACGGCUCCAGGCGGAGCUGCCUGUGGAGGAGCAGCGGGAGCCUGAACGAGCGGUCCUGCCCCACGGAGAGCACGCGCUGUCUGUCGGGUCAGCAGAGCAGCGAGGAGAGCCCUCCAGCCUACCAGGACGCUCUGUACUUCCCCGUGCUCAUUGUGCAUCGCAACGAAGGCUGCCUCAACCACGACCACCGCUCCCUGCACAGGAACGGCUCCUGCGUGGAGACUUCUCUAUGACCCACAGACUUAUCUGAGCAAUGGAAUAUAAUGAUACAGGAACAGGGAUAACAUUGACUUCUGCUUAUCCCUUUUAUGACGGAAACGCGGUCUCCCGCGAGUUACCACCAACAAGGUUUUGUUCACGUUUCUAAAGAAACUGUAGCCUCAAACAAACAGGAAACAGUAUAUUCGGGGAAGUCCUUGCAGUACAGCUAUAAACCAGGGAAAAACAGACUUGAUGCGAUCGACGAGAGACUGUUGUUUAAAAUAAAAUAUGGCUUUAAAGGACCAAAUUGCCAAAGUGUCACGUACAGCGUCCAUAAGGACAAGAUAGAGUCAAAUAACCAAGGAAUACCACGGGGAGUCACAUCCUACUGUAAAUGCCAUGUUUGUAGAUGUUAGUCACAGACGAGGAUAUGAGUAACACUUUCUAGUAUUUGAAGAAUAACAUGCGUUGACUCAGCUGUGGCCAAGUAAAUGAAAGGGAUAUGACAAUUAAUGGACGCAUGAAUGACAAAAAUCACUGACUCAAACAUCAUGUGAGUCGUGAGCCGGGUGAAUUAUGAGGGGGAAAUUGCAAAGAUAUCAGCCUCCUUGUGUCAAAGCAUAAAUAUUUUUGCUGAAACAAAAUCUUAUGGCUCUUAUAAAAGUGAAGUUAACUUAGGCCCCAAAUCAAAAAAUGUAAGCAUCUGCAUGUGUAACUUUUUGAUACUGGCUGGUUUUAAAUCUGUUCUAAUGCUGACGGAAGUCCAUUUCAAAAGGGAACACAUUUCCAUAGAAUAAAAAUAAAUGUCUGAUGCAGACGCUGAAAUAUCAAGUUAUCUGAAAUUGUCUUGGCUGCGAUGACAUUAUACUUACCGGCUCUCUAAAUAUAGCAACGCAGUCGAUGAAUAAUUUAGCACAGGAGGGCUAAAGGACACGAGAACUUCAAACUGAAUCAACAACAUUUCUCCAUGAUACUAAUAGAUCAGUGUCAACUCAGCUAAAAUCUGAAAGACGCAUUUAAUUUUCAUAUUUGGCAAUAUUUCUAUUGAGCCUACCUCCUUGUUUAAGUGCCUAGCGAUCAACUGUUACUGACGAGCAUAAGCUAUCACAACUAAAGUCAUCUCAUUUAAGCAUUUUCCCAUUAAAAAGAGGCAAGUUGACACUCACUAUAGCUCAAUGCAUAGGAGAAACGUGAUGUAUAACAUACACAAGGUUUUAAGAAUCAGGCCCUAAAUGUUUUCAGAUAACAUAACACAGCUCUCGUGUAUAUACUGAUGCUGCUGCUGAUGCAUAUCAGAGAGACAGCCAGAGAGCCGGCCAUCAAAGACGCUAGAAAUAGGCAGAGGCCUGGAUUCACUACUGAUAGUGUCAGAUUUAAUAAUAUGACAGGAUUACUUUAAAGACCUAAAAAAAAAAAAAAAAAUACUUCCUCUCAAAUGAGCGCAUGCAGUAUCUUAGUCAUGGUGAAUUUGAUUUUACAGCCAAGCCAUGCACGACAAUACAUUUUUAAGGGAUAAAAAUCAGGCAUGCCAGAACUUCUGAAACAAAUAUUAAGUAGGAAUUAGUAACAAUUUAGCUAAUUUAGUUUUUAUGUACAGACCAGCCAUCAUCUCAUGAGACCUGCAGUGAAACAGAAACUGGCACGGGCAGAUCAUUCUCUAUCAGUUUAAAGGUGCAGUGUGUAGGAUUUGGCGGUAUCUAGUGGUGCGGUUGCAGAUUGCAACCAACUUGAGUACCCCUCCGCUCACUCUUCCCUUUCCAAGACUGCGGUAACGUGAGCGGCCGAGUGCAAAACCGUGGUAACGCAGUUCGCCUCGCUCAGAGGCCGUCCUUACCGUAAUAACACUACUUUAGGAAGUUAGACGGUGGCUGGCGAUACCACGGUUUUUGCACUCUGCGGCUCACGCUACUGUUUCACAAGCGUCUCGGAGAACUACGGUGGCCUUCAGGUGACGUAAAAACAUGAAAGGUUCCCUCUAGAGUGUUUGGUUUGUCCGUUCAACGUGGCGGACUCCAUGAAGAGGACCCACUCCCUAUAUAGAUAUAAAGGG